AUGGGGAGAUUGUUCCUGGUGAAUUUGGAAGAGAAAUCUUACAGUUGUAGGCACUGCAAGACUAAUCUCGCCCUCUGCGAAGAUGUCGUCUCUAAGUCUUUUCAGAGCCGGCAUGGGAAAGCUUACCUCUUCAGUAAAGUAGUGAAUGUGUAUCCUGGGAAGAAGGAAGAUAGGAUGAUGAUGACGGGGAUGCACACCGUCGUCGAUAUUUACUGUGUCAAAUGCGGCUCUUAUGUUGGAUGGAGAUAUGAGGUUGCUUUUGAGAAGAACCAAAAGUACAAGGAAGGAAAAUCGGUUCUCGAAAGGUACAAGGUUUGGGGUCCAGAUGGGAACAACUACUGGGUGGCUCAAGAAGUUGAAGCCGAAGAAAGUGAUACUGAUGAAGCUUGA
Molecule: messenger RNA, 390 nt
Organism: Microthlaspi erraticum
Lineage: Eukaryota; Viridiplantae; Streptophyta; Magnoliopsida; Brassicales; Brassicaceae
Source: the annotation of a GenBank genome assembly